AAUAUUGGAAAAGUAAAACAUUCAUUUUUUACCUAGAAUUCGUUCGGUUUACUUCCUAUUUUUUUCGACGAAAGCCAAGCAAAAUUAACAGACAAAACAAUGUCGCUGAAAAGAAUCCAAACCUUUAAAAUUGCUGGUUGCAAGACCUUAUUCAAUAAUAUCGUAGAUAUAACCCGUCGCAUGUACGCCGCUAGUCGCCCUAAAGAGGUUCCUUUGACAGGAUCCCCCUUUGUGGAGCAGCGUCGUCGGUCCAACACCUCGCUAGCCCACCUCACCGCGCGGUCUCCCCACGCCUUGUCCCAGUCCAUUGCCGACGGCAGGACGCAGCAGGAAGAGCGGCCGUUGCCCCAGCACGAGCCUGGACUGUUCAGUCUCAUGCCACCGUUAAGGAGCACCAAUCCAAACUCCUUGAUGUUCCAGAAGGCCAUUUUAAAUAGGGAGCGGAGGCCGUUCUGCUUGCACGAGGACCCUCCAGUUAAGAAUGUCACCAGCGUCGAGGUAAAGGGAAGCGAAAUGCAAAAAAAGCUGCUAGAUCUUCUGGAUCAGCAGAAAAAGUUGGACAAAUGGCGGCAAGAUUGCUUUGAUCGAAGGAGCGACCGGAGCAGGGUCAGGCUUAACCAAGAAACGUCCAGGAGGAUUUCAAGGAACCUUGAAGAGCGGGUAGCAGCCAAGGACCUGGGCAAAUGGGAGGCCCAGGACCUUUUCCGGCCAAGUGCUUUGGAUUCCGCAACGUUUCUGGUAGCCACGAGGCAGGUUGAUAAGUCGCCUAGAUAUCCAUGGUGGCAUGGAAGAAUGACCACCUAUGGCAGCUACAAUCCAGACGAGGAGUUAGGCCAUGAGCAGACUAUGCCAAGCCCAGAUUACACCUCCUCGUUUCAAAAUCCCGGGAACCAGGGCAUUAUGAACACCAUGCGACCGGUUUAUCCUGGAGCAUUCCAGCCAACGGAAUCUAUAAACGUUGUGCCCUCUCAGGAAACCCAAAGGGUUUCAGCUUUAUCAAAGCUGGACAGGGCCCGGGAGGCAUCGGAUCUAGCGAGAAAAUCACGGAUGCCCCAAUGGAUGGCUAGAAAACGUUGUUAAAAGCGACAAUAGCGACUCGAAUCGUAUCCAUCAUUAUGUUGUCAAAUCUUUAGUGUGAAUUUUGUGGAAUAUUCGUGUUUGGACCAAACCUCAUCUCAUGCCACGAACUUCAAACUAAACAAUUUUAAGCUCUACUGCUAAUCUUGCAAGACGCCUUUGCAUUUACUGAUUGCUGAACGGAUGUCUUGUGAUCAAGGAAGAACGGAUUUUUAAUAGAUGACAUGGAAUCCUGACUAGCUUGAGCUAUAUUCGGAGAUCUGUUGAAAAUCUACUACAUAUUCUUCCAGCACUCCUUUGUCUCAUUGGACGCCUUGCAAUUGAGGAAGAAAUGAUUUUUAAUGGCUUGACGUAUUAUGAUUGAUUGUAUGAUCAUCCAAAAUGUUGAACAAACCUUGAGUGAUUAUGUAGUAGUCAAGCUAUACUUCUCUUAUACACAACUUCCUUAUCAAAAUUGUAAAAUUUGUAAUUUUUACCACAAGCAACUGCGUCAGUGAUAUUACUUUUUUGUAAAUCUUUGUGUAAAAAAAACUAUUGCCAGAAUAA
Messenger RNA from Drosophila kikkawai, 1623 nucleotides. RefSeq lists its product as uncharacterized. Lineage: Eukaryota; Metazoa; Arthropoda; Insecta; Diptera; Drosophilidae. The record is from RefSeq and is a predicted model, not a curated record.